Molecule: messenger RNA, 837 nt
Organism: Metopolophium dirhodum (rose-grain aphid)
Lineage: Eukaryota; Metazoa; Arthropoda; Insecta; Hemiptera; Aphididae
Exons: 5
Coding region: 1-837 (278 amino acids)
Source: RefSeq, a predicted model, not a curated record
AUGAACACACAACAUCAAUACAAUUCUCUACUUAUUAUGUUUUACUACAGUAUAAUGUUAAUUUGCUACAAUUUUAUUUAUUGCACAUCAGAAAAUAUGAGCAGUUAUAAACUGUUAUCAAAUACACCAACAACUAAGUAUUGCCCGUUGGACUUAAAAAAUAUAUACAGAAUUUAUGAAAAGCAUCCUGACCUGUCAGAAAUAUCAAUUUGCUGUGCAAGUAGAAUAAGUAAUAGAUUUAUGUUAACCGAGAAGGUUUGCGUAAAAAAAUUUGAUCCACAAUUUAUCAAAGUUCAAAGUUGUAACAAAAUAAUCAAGUAUCAUGUGCAAGCUUUAUACACACCACAAUUUGAUAAUAAUACUAAUGGAGUGUUAUUGAUUGAAAUCAAUGGAAUCCCUGAUACGUUCUUUAAUAAGACAACAAAUUAUUACAAUACAUUUUUUAUUGAAAAUAAUGACAAUCUCUGGGAAAAAAAACAAUGCACAAUCUAUGGGACGAGUAUUAAAUCAUCAAACAGAAUGACGUUAAAUUAUUAUGAAAAAUGGAUAACAGUGUCAAACAAUACUGUUACUGUUAAUAGAAAGUGUCAAGACACUGUUGAUGUCAAUAAUAAAUGGAUGUGCCCCAUAAGACAAGAUGUACAAUUUUGUGAAGAGGAUAUAGGUUGUCCGAUGAUGUGUGACAAUAAAAUAAUUGGAAUUGCCAGUCAAAGAUAUAAUUGGAGGACUUGGGCUAUAAAAACGGACUGUGGAAAUUUAGACGUGGAGAUCAGAUAUUUAUUUUUAAAUCAAGAAUAUGUAAAUUGGAUAAAACAAAUCAUUGGGGUAAAUCCUUAG